Molecule: messenger RNA, 7974 nt
Organism: Alligator sinensis (Chinese alligator)
Lineage: Eukaryota; Metazoa; Chordata; Crocodylia; Alligatoridae
Gene: LETM1
Product: leucine zipper and EF-hand containing transmembrane protein 1
Exons: 15
Coding region: 446-2515 (689 amino acids)
Biological process (GO): intracellular monoatomic cation homeostasis
Cellular component (GO): mitochondrial inner membrane
Molecular function (GO): ribosome binding; calcium ion binding
Source: RefSeq, a predicted model, not a curated record
GCCGGGUGCGAGCGGCAAGAUGGCGGCGGCGUUGCUGAGGAGCUGCAGCCGGCGGCUGCCCCGCCUGGGCCUCGCGCCGGGUAACUUGGGAGAGCAGUCUUGUCUCAGCUGUACAUCUCUGCGGUUGAUAAGGAACACUUCUGAUUUUUAGAGUGGAAGUGGAAGACGACCCUGCUUUUCCAGUAUCCAGUUACACUUUCUUAUCUUUGAAUGAACUGAAAUUAAGAAAAUUCUCUAUGCUGGUGGAAGUAGCUACUGCUGUCAGAAAUCCGUUUAUCAUUUCAACUAAUUCUAGUGAGGGUGCUUGUAUAGUGACUUUCACUGUUUCAAUGACUGGACUUUCUUUAAAACGAAUGUCUACUUUAAAUGUUGUAUUAGUGUCCAUCCUGUUUACGUUUACUCCAGAAAAGUUCAUGAUAGUUUUUGGACUAAAGGCUCUGAACGAAUGUACUUAACAAUUGCGAGUUCUCCUGACUCAUGGACACCGCUUGAAAGUAUAGGCAUUUUGGGGCCCCGGUACCUUCCAGUUCGGUGGUGGCAUUCUUCACGUCCCCUUUAUGAUGACUCCAUGGUGGAAAAAUCACUGAAGUCUUUAAAGGAUAAAAGCAAGAAGUUGGAAGAAGGAGGCCCUGUAUAUAGUCCAGCCGAAGUAGAUGUGGUUAAAAAAUCACUUAGACAGAGGAUUGUGGAUGAGCUGAAGCACUACUAUCAUGGCUUUCGAUUGUUGUGGAUUGACACAAAAAUUGCUGCGAGAAUGCUCUGGCGAAUACUUCAUGGCACCACUUUAUCUCGUAGAGAACGGAGACAGUUCCUUCGGAUAUGUGCUGACCUCUUUCGCCUGGUCCCUUUCUUAGUCUUUCUUGUUGUUCCAUUUAUGGAGUUUCUACUUCCAGUAGCGGUUAAGCUGUUUCCUAAUAUGCUUCCUUCAACUUUUGAGACAAAGUCUAAGAAGGAGGAGAGAUUGAAGAAAGAACUGAGAGUAAAACUUGAAUUGGCUAAAUUUCUUCAGGACACCAUUGAAGAGAUGGCUUUGAAGAACAAAGCAGCCAAAGGGAAUGUCACUAAGGAUUUUUCUGCCUUCUUUCAAAAGAUUCGAGAGACUGGUGAAAGACCUAGUAAUGAGGAGAUCUUACGGUUCUCUAAACUGUUUGAAGAUGAGCUAACGCUGGACAAUCUUACUAGGCCUCAGCUGGUCGCUCUCUGUAAACUCUUAGAACUUCAGUCAAUUGGGACAAAUAAUUUUCUGCGCUUCCAGUUGACGAUGAAGUUGAGAACCAUAAAAGCUGAUGACAAACUAAUAGCUGAGGAAGGAGUUGAUAUCCUGACUGUUAAAGAACUGCAGGCAGCAUGUCGAGCAAGAGGUAUGAGAGCUCUUGGUGUAACAGAAGACCGUCUAAGGGAACAGCUUAAACAGUGGCUAGAUCUGCACCUGAAUCAGGAAAUCCCUACAUCAUUGCUUAUUUUAUCCAGAGCUAUGUACCUUCCGGAUACCCUUUCACCAGCUGAUCAGCUCAAAACAACACUUCAGACACUACCAGAAAGUAUGGCCAUAGAGGCUCAAGUCAAAGCAGCAGAAGUGGAGGGUGAAACAGUUGAUAAUAAGGCUAGGCUGGAAGCAACACUUCAGGAAGAGGAAGCUAUUAGAAAAGAAAAUCAAGAGAAGGAGAUGGAAAAAAUAUCUGAAGCUGCUGAGAAAGCUAAGGAAAUACUUCAGGCUGCAGCCAUGAAAGAGGUGGAGCCCACUGUAGGUCUCGAAGCAGCUGCUGUACAUGCAAAAAAAAGUGAGAUGGCUUUAGAUACUGAACAAGAGUUGGCCAAAGUGGAUUUGGAAAUGCAGACAGAGAUCUUGAAGGACACUGCACCAGUGUUGGAAGGCAUUAAGGGUGAGGAUAUAACCAAGGAAGAGAUUGACAUGCUGAGUGAUGCUUGUACCAAACUGCAAGAUCAGAAGAAACCUCUAACAAAGGAAAAGGAGGAGCUUGAGGAGCUGAAGGGCAAUGUUCAGGAAUAUAGUGAGGAUUUGCUAGAGAUAAAGGAGCUGUCUAAGACUGGACAAGAGGAAGUAGUGGAAGAAUCUAAGGCAAGCAAGAGAUUGACCGUAAAGGUGAACCGAAUGAUUGGUCAGAUGGACAAAAUUAUUAGUGAGUUGGAGAAAGACAAAAAGACAGUUGAUGGACAGCUGAAUGGUGGUGCUACCCCACCUGUUGGAUUGUGUUUCCCCUUUAGGGAGAAUCUCAUCAGCAUCAGUGAGCUUAUCAAUGUCAUGAGACAAAUCCAGAAGAUUCCAGAGAACAAACUAAAUACUAUUGUCAUGGCACUAGAUGAAAACAAGGAUGGUAAAAUUGAUAUAGAUGAUGUUGCUAAGGUAGUAGAACUGAUUGACAAAGAAGAUAUCGAUAUUUCAGCCAGUCAGGUUAAUGAGAUCAUGGCAAUGCUUCAAAAAGAAGAGAGAGUAGAAGAAAAAGAGAAGACGAAAGAGAAGCUUGAGAGAGAAGCUGUGGAAGUAAAGAAUUAAGUUUCAGAAUCUGAAGCUUAGUCUCAUUUUAAUCGAACAGUUUCUAUCUUCUGCUGUCUAUUGCCUACGUAUUUAUCAAUUUAGCUUUUGUGAUUAUGAAAAACGUUACUGCUUUUGAGGUGAUUUUAGUGGCAAAUCAAAGAUAUUUCUGGAAUAUGGAAUGAAAUGUCUGUUAUCAAGGAAAUGAUUUGUCAUUCCAAGAAGAUGAAAACUAAAGGAACACUUUAAUACAGUGUUCUUCCUAUGGAAUCCUCUGUUUGUACUCCAUUUCUGUGCGAUAGUGAUUCAUUGAACUCAAUAGUUUGCAAAGCAGUAAUAUUAAACGAGCAGUGAAUCUAUCAUGGAAUAAUGUUUCUCCUUUAUUUCCCUGCAUCAUUAAAUGGGACCCAAUUCUGUUCUGCAUUCUCUUAGCCUUUUGCACAGCAUAAUAGUAAUUUGUCCUUGACAUUCAGCUGAAGGCACAGUUGCCUCAAUAGUCACUGUUAAGAUUAUUUAAUUUUAUUGGAGCUUAGGAUCAGCUCUGCUGUAGCCUCAUAGAUGGAGAACGUAACAUCUUUUGAUCACUUUGGUUAGAUUAGCUCUUUUUUUCAGCACUUAGGGAAAGAUUGUUUUUUUUUUUUCGUAGGACUGAAAGCUCCCCAGAAGAUUUUCUUUUUUUAAUGUGCCUUCUGCUUCAUAUAACUGAAAAGUGGGAGUUGCUAAUUCUAUUCAAAAUUCCACUUGGAUUGUUAAACUAUUGAGGACACAGGAGCCUUUAAAAUAUUUUCAAACUCUGUUUUGACGCAGACAGUAAAUUAUAUCGUGUGCAUAUAAAUAGUUAAAUGUAAAGUAAUUAGAAGGGAAAAAUGCCAAUCAUGGGAUUUUUGCAUAUAUUUUUUACAAAUUGUAGUUAUGAAAACUGCUGUUGUUGUUAUUUGCCUGGACUCCAUGUACAACGUAAUGAGUUUUUUACUUCUUGAUUUUUCAUCUCAGGUAUAAAAUUGCUAACUAACCAGGUGACAGUCAAAGAACAUAAAAAUGUUCGUCUCAUGACUUUGCUUUCUGUGAUAUCACCAAAUAAUGUCUUGUAUAAACCAGUGUUUUGAUUACAUUGUUUGCAUUCUGAUUGAUUGGUUUUAUAUACUUGCUUCUAUAAUUAUGUAAUUAAAUUUUGGCAGUUAAUGGAUCUGGAUUUACUAUGCCAUGUCUUUAUUUUUAAACUGAAGAUUUAAAACUCAAAUAGUGACAGUUUAUUUUAGUAUAUUGCAGUGUUUGAUUAGGCUACAUUUUCCCCCUUUUUUUCUUAAAUGCUCCAUAGCAAAUGAAAGAUGAAAUUUGUAACUUUGAUCUGAAUUCUUUCUGUUGUGAAUCCAGUACUGCAAUGUUUUAUACAAACAAUCUUUUACAGUUUUUUUUCUAGGUAAUCAGAUGAAUGUUUGUUUAAGCUUGGUGCUAACGGUAGCUAUGCUAGGGUGGUGGAGAACAGGGUCUUUACUUUUUGUUAUUUGAGAAAAUACGUAUUAUUUUCCUAAAUGUUUUGACUCCCAAACAUAUUUACACACAAUUCUUUGUUUUAUGUUAGAUUUAAAUUUAGAAUGACUUAAAAUGUUUUCAAAUCUUCCUGACAUUUAGUGGAGCAAAAUAUAGUUUGGACAUUCUCAUGGCUUGUGUGAUGGACCAUGAUAUUCAUUUAAUAUUCUUUGUACACUUCUGUAGCAAGAGUUUAUCAGCUAAUUUUAGGAAUGGGGUAAAUUUUAAGUUAACGGCUAUAGAACUUGUAUUUCCUGCAGUUUGCAAAGAAAGCUACUUACGUUGAAUAAUGUGACUGAUUCUGACAACUACUGCAGUUGUAUUUUAUUGUGUAAAUUCUAAUUUACCUAUAGACAGAUUGAAAUUCAAAUGAAUAUGAUCUCUGCAAUUCUUAAUGUAUAUUUAAAUUAAUGGGCAUAUCUGUUUUAUUAUAAGGUAAUGCUCAGUUAUAGAUUUCAGCACAGACUAGGUUUCAAGGUGUGAAUUUCUAACUUGACCAUAACCUUAUAGGUCAGAAUUUGUCAUACAAGAGGAAAAUGUAAUAGUUAAAUUUUGUUUUAACCAUAUUGUUUUAAAACAAUUAUACAACUGACAAAAAUUAGAAAUAUGUAUUGGCUUUAGAUUAGUUUAACUUUUACAUAUCUAAAAAUGCCUUUGGUUUUAAAAAUGGCAGCUUACUAGUUUAUAAUAUAGUCUUACCAGAAAGUUUUUGGUAUCUUUUGUAGAGGUGAUGUUAAUUGGCAGAAAGUGUGACACCUUUCAACUAAAAUGCCUGGUGACUUUUUCAGUGUCACAAAUGUGUGUAAAAUGCAUUGAAUGGAUUAAAUUUAAAAUAUAGGAAGGUCCCUGAAAAACGCAUUCUGUAUGAGAGCUGUGUAACUGUUCACUGACAUUGGCAGCAAAGUACUCCAGACUGAGCUGUACUUAUCAAGGCUUUUAAACACUGUGUCCCUUGUGCUUUUGUUAUGUCUUUUGUUCAUUUGAAAUAUUUGUGGAAUGAAUGAGAACGGAGCUGUAAAGGAAUUGUUGGAAUGUUCUUAAAGAACAUCUUAAUUAAAUUAAUUGGGAUACCUUUAUGGCUAACAUUUAAAGUAGUAGACUCGUCUAAACAUGGUAUAUUGAGGUAUUUGAAUUUUUGAAUCUGGUUAUUGAAAGCAGUAUGUUUAAGAAUAUAAACUGUGUCAAGUUCCCCUGUUAUCUAAAGAGAUUAUAAAUCAAGCACGGUUAAGCUUUACAAUUUAGUAUUAAAGUAAAUAAUGCAAAUCAGUUGUGGAAACAGGAAAGAUUUGCCUUUUGAUGUAGAAAGUGGGCAAAUAGUGGCAGUGGGACUUGCCCAAGUUCUUCAGAUUUGGUAAAGAUUUAAUAGUCAUCGGUGGGUUGUCAGUGACUCAAGUGUAGAACCAUUCCAGGAGUAGUCUUCUAGCUUUCAUCAAGACUACUUGGGUAAACAGGGUGUUUCAGGCUUCAGAUAGGUGUUUUUAUUAUUUUGUCUAUACAAAACAGAAAUGAAGUUAACAAGUAGUUCAGGAGGUGUGGCGAUGACUUCCCAAUAUACAGCAAUUGGUCAUAAUGCAUUUCUGAAUGAGUAUUUAACUGGGAAGUGUAUUUUUUUUAAAAUUAGAUGAGAGAGAAUACUUUAAAGAAAGUUUGUAAAUGUUAUGCUGGUAAAUUUAUAGGGCAGUAAAACUUUUUUUUAAUGGCUGGUCCAAAUUCAGGAAAAAAUUGACUUGAAAUGAAUUAGGUAAAAAUGCCAUAAGAAUCUUUCACUUGUUGAAUUACUAAAAAUUCCAGUUUGACCAACAAAAAGCACAGUAGUAGUACUUCUGCUUUUGAAAUAAUCAGGACGUUAAUUGAAUAAGUAUGUCCACUUUGUCUUCUGCAAAGCCCACUUUUAGUCAGAUCUUGGGCAAGAAUUGCAUUUUAUUGCUUACACUGUGUAAGCAAGUUUGCUUGCCAGCUAAGUUCCAGAGGCCUAACUUUAUAAAGACUCUUCAGUAGAUUUACAUUCAGUAUAAUGCAUUGCCUUUCAAGAUCAGGACCUUUGAUCAUAGGCUCUGCAAGGGUCUAGUUCUUUUUUACAACAUGGAAUGCUGCUUGUAACUUUUUAUUUUAAUAUCUACACUUCGCAUAGUGACUUUAAGCUUUAAAUAUUUUAUGCAUUUUUAAAACAUUUCUUCUCCUUUUUAAUUUAUUUCAAAUUACUGGAUAUAUUAAAGUUAAAGGUCCCAUAUUAAUUUCUACUUAAUUUGUGUUAUGUAAGUGAGGUUUCUUUAUUCAGUUUUUGAGUUCAGCCCACUAUGUAAGACUCUUUUAACAGCCUGUGCUAUGUGCAUACAGAUCUUCUAUUUGCUAUUGUGUAAUAAAAAAAAACUUUUGGAAGUUUAUUGAAACUUUUGUCUACUACCUUCUUGUACUCUUGAUGCCAGAUCUGUCUUUUUUUUUGUAACACUUCUUGAUUUUCUUUACUAAGUUUUAUUUAUUGCUAUGUAAAUGAGUUGCCAGGCAUGGGACUGAAAAAAUGAUGGAUCCAGGAUUUGCAAUUAUUUCUACAGGGAGAGUACAAAGAUCUAAAAAUCCCAGUUUUCUUACCUCUGCAAAAAUCCCAUUUAAAUGGGGCUUUACUGCCUAAGAAAGGUGAGAAGGAUCUAACCUUUCUUUCCUAUCUCGACCAUAUAGUAGUUAAAAAUCUGGCAGCCAUCUAGCUUUUUAUUAUAAGCACAUCUUCAUUAGUUGAUUACUUUGCUGUCAAAAUGAAUGUACUUCAAACUAAAAGGAGCCCCCUUGAGAGGGAUUGAUUUUUAUUUUGCAGAUAUAUCUGCACAUGGUUGUUCUUAAUCAGUGCCUCAUAGGCAGAAAGCUUUAAGCAAAAAAAAAAAAAAAAGUGCUAUGGCUCCCCAUAUAUAAUAUUUGUAUUAAUUAACUAAACAUUUUUCCCUGAGAAACUUGGAAAUUAUGAAUACUCUCUUUAAUACUAUUUUUAUAAAUAAUUUCUCUGUGUAGCAAUGAUUAUUUUGGCAAAUUUAUAAGUUGUGUAGCCAGUAUAUGAAAUCAAGGCUUUUUCCUGUAAAUGUUAUGAUAUUUAUUGUCUCUUACCCUGUCCUUCAAGCGGAGUCACAGAAGUCCUGAUGGUCAGGGACAGUUAAAACCCAGUUCAGGAAGAUACUUAAGUGUGUUAAUAAUCUCCGUGAAAUCCAUGAGGGUCCUUGUGUUCUUAAUAUUUCUAACCUAUAUUGCAGUAGUGUAUAGAGGCUUCAGCAAAGGAUCAGGUGCCAUUGUGGGUAGGCACUAACCCAAAAGAUAAUUGCUGCCCUAGAGAUCUUACCAAUUUACAGAAACUUGUCAAAAUGGGGACAAAGACCCAGCUCCAUAAAGGUAUUUAGGUCAUUAAGUCUCAUUGACUAGGCAUUGGGUGAUUUAAAUAUCUUUUAAAUGGGGGCCCCCACAGAUGACAACACAAAUCACUAUCUGAGGAUUCCUUUAAAAUUGGAGUGGUUAGAUUAAGUAUAGACUUGAAAAAAUUCUGGGCCAAAUUCUGUUUACACCGUUGUAAGUGAGCAGCAUUUAGUUCUUUGGCUUUUUGUUUUGAUUACAGGUUAGUGUUUUGGAUUAACUUGUCAUAUAAGUAACAUGGUAAAAUGGUCUGUAGAGGAAUCAUAGAUGUGGGAGUUACUGAACUCAAUGAGCAACCUAGAGGUGUACUUAGUUUCAGUGAGGGUAGGUGUCUUUAAUGACCCCCAACGACUGAACUCUGGAUCCAUCAUUGUUUCUACUUAUACAUAUGCACUGAUAUAGAGGAGUUAUAACUUAAAUGAGGCAAUAGCCUACAUUUGUAUUAUAUAUUUAAAACAAUUGUCUAGUUUAUUGAUGUGCUGUUCAUAAGAAAAAUUGUAAAAUGUUUUAUGGACUCAUUUACCUUGUUAAAAGGAAAAAAAUAAAGGGAUAUGAUUGGC